Molecule: messenger RNA, 3284 nt
Organism: Eurytemora carolleeae
Lineage: Eukaryota; Metazoa; Arthropoda; Copepoda; Calanoida; Temoridae
Product: protein FAN
Exons: 26
Coding region: 178-2817 (879 amino acids)
Molecular function (GO): protein binding
Source: RefSeq, a predicted model, not a curated record
AAAAAUGAAGACGUCUAAAUUCCACUACUAUCUAUAUGAAGUUUAGUAGGCUUAGUAUGACUAAUUUCUAUUAAUGAAUGAUUAGUAACGCAAUAAAUCAUUACACUUGUGUUAGUGACUAUAUGUAGGUUGGACUACAAGGAUAAAAAAACUAAUAAUUUAAGUGAGAAGCUAGACAUGGAUAGAUUUUCUCUUUUACUAUUGGAACCGGGCGAGAUUUAUUUCGAGGAUUUUAAGGUCCUCUACCAUAUACGUCCUGAGGAUAAACAACCACAGAUACAUAAUGAGGUUCCAGGCAGACUCAAGGUGUGUUCCAAGUCUAUAGUGUUUGUACCGUUUAGCCAAGUACUGCCAAUGCUGAAGUUUCCUCUGUCUGAAUGUGAUAGUAUCGAGGAGUGGACUCCUAAAUCCUUCCAGAGUGCACUAGCUUACAAACAAGAGGUUAUGUUUAUAUCCUGUAAGCAAACUGCAGAAAUGUUGAGCCAGAAUAUUAUAUCACCAUUCAAGUUUAGGAGGAAAAAGGAGACUUUUGUUUUUUCCUUUAUUUACAGAAAGGUGGAGGAUUGUUUAUCCCAGGUGCAGCAGCUGCAUAGAGCGUGUAGUUUACCCCCUGUGGAGCAGAAUGGAAUGAUUGCUGCAAUAGUGUUCUCCCGACAGUCUAGGUUGUCCUUUGAUACUUCAUGGAUAGAUAGUCUACAGGAGAAAAUAAUCAUGGAAACUGUUGGAAGCAAAAUAUCUCCGUUAGUUCUAAAUCCAGGUCGUAUUCUGUUGACCUCGAAGAGGCUGUACUUCCAGGCUUACAACAACCUCGAGGCUGAACCAGUUGUCAAGAUUAAACUCGCCAGUAUUCGAAGAAUUUUUCCCCGAAGAUAUUUACUGCGUCCUCAAGGGCUAGAAAUAGAAUACGAGGACACGAAGGGGUUUGCUACUCAUAUUUACCUUUCUCUUGGUAAACCUGGAGAUAGAGAUCUUCUAGUGGAGAGAAUAUCAGAACAACAAGAACUUCAGAUAACUCAAGAUGAAGAAAGUAUGACUCUAAAAUGGCAACAUGGUAUUCUAUCUAAUUACGACUAUCUGCUCUACAUAAACAGUAUUGCGGACAGAUCAUUCAACGAUUUGACUCAGUACCCUGUGUUUCCAUGGGUGGUUCAGGAUUAUACUUCUCCAGUUCUUGAUUUGGAUAAAGAGAAAACAUUUAGAGAUCUUUCAAAACCUAUGGGAGCCGUCAACCCAGAAAGAUUGGAAUCUCUAAAGCAAAGAAGGGAAGAUAUGCCUGAACCUAGAUACCUUUACGGUAGUCACUACAGUACACCGGGUUUUGUACUCUACUAUUUAGUGAGAAAGGUACCUGAGUACAUGUUGUGUUUACAAAAUGGCCGAUUUGAUCAUCCUGACAGAAUGUUUAACUCAAUACCACAGACCUGGAGAAAUGUAACAACAAACCAGUCAGAUUUUAAGGAGCUGGUGCCCCAGUUCUAUCAGUCCGGGGACUUCCUCACGAACAACCUGGGGAUUGACUUUGGGGUCAGGCAGAGUGGAAAAAGAAUAGGAGAUGUCCAACUACCCCCCUGGGCAGUAUCACCAGACGAUUUUGUGGCAAAACUUAGAACAGCCCUAGGUGAAUAUUUCAUACUAUUCGAAGCAACCCAAGCAAAACGUUGUGUGGACCUAGAUACAAUCAGUGAUCUCAACGAACGGUGGGGUCUAGAGGUCCAAAUAUCUGAAUUCGGUCAGAUUCCAAAACAGAUCUUUAAAAAUCCUCAUCCGCAGCGAUACACAACCAUCCCUCCAGCAGUCAUCCUCAAUACUACACCCCUCACUCAUCCCUCCAGUAAAAACUGGGUAAAAUUCUCGCGACUACUCCGGGAUUCUGACCAUCAAUCUCACAAGGAACCUAUAUCAGCCCUCGCCAUUUUCCAGGAUCGUGUGGUUGUAUCUGCAAGCAAGGAUAGUGCUGUAAAGCUGUACAACCUAAGUACAUGUACCGUAGAGAGAUCUGUCUCUGCCCGUACAACAUCAAUUUCAAGUAUUAUCUGUCCGCACAAGUCUAACAACAUUUUAUUAGGUUGUUCUGAUAGUACAAUUCUCUGCUACAACAUCAACACUGCAACCUUCGGCCCGCCCAUCCCCGCCCAUAGUGACGCUGUAAGCUGCCUAGCAUGGAGCGGGGGUAGGCUGGCUAGUGGUGGGUGGGAUGGCCGUGUGAGGGUGUGGCGAUGUAGUGCAGAAGGGAUGGAGGGAGGAGAUGCGGUUUAUGAACUAAGUCUUGGGUCCCCUGUAACCUGUGUGAGUAUUCUCUACUCUGAGUCUGGAAAACCCCUAGAGGAGGAGCAGAAUGGAGAGGAGGAGGAGAAGGUGGAUAAAGAUGAACUCGGAGAAGGUUGGGUGGCAGGAGGGAGCAGAGAAGGAGAUGUUCUCAUCUGGAGAUUAGACGGAGGAAGGUUUAGUCUCUCUCAGCAGAUACCAGCUCAUAAACGACAGGUGAACUGUGUCCUGUUCAAUCCUAGUGGAAACCAGGUGUUGACCGGUGGGUCAGAUUUCUCAAUUCAAUUGUUUGAUUUAAAAACAGGAACUCCAGUCUUCAGGAAGGAUUUGGGAGAGGAGAUAACAGCUCUAGUAUGGGACGGAGAAACCACUGUAGUCGGAGGGGGACGAGGAACUCUCCAGGUGUGGAACCUACUCCAGGGAACCAAGAUACAUGCGGAGAAGGUUCAUGAGGGUAGGAUCAGUGCUCUCGCAGUCCUAGAUCAGGGGAGAACUGUUCUUAGUGGGGGAGAGGACAGAAGAGUUAUUGCUUGGAGGACGGUGAAGGAUUAAAAGACAUAAAGUUAAUGCGUUGAGGACGGUAAAGGAUUAGACGACAAAAAUUUAUUUGCUUAGAGGGAGGACAAGGAUUAGAGGACAAAAGAGGUAUCUCUUGGAGGAUGGUGAAGGAUUAAAGGACAAAAGAUAAGGACAGUCAAGGAUUUGAUUUGAACAUCAAAUAAAUGAAAAAUCAUACUGAAAGGGAAAAGUCCAAAAAUAUUCAGAAGCGUAGAAGUUUUAACAUUUUCUUAAUUUACAAAAACACAUAAAAUAAUGCGAUGAAUGAUUGUGAAUAAUCUUCUGUUUUAAAAGUUAAGAUAAUCAUUAUUGUAAGUAUUGAAAUUAUUAUAUUUAUGUUGUCACGUUGCCAUACAGACGAGAAAACUGUGAUCAUUACUAUUCUGUGAUCCAAUUACUGAUUCUUUUAUGUAUACCAUUCGUUUUUACUAUCUUCUAUAUAAUAAAACAAGACAUUUAUA